Messenger RNA from Effrenium voratum, 718 nucleotides. The record is from the annotation of a GenBank genome assembly. Lineage: Eukaryota; Dinophyceae; Suessiales; Symbiodiniaceae.
AGCGUGUUAACGAGUGUGGUGUGCACGUUCGGGCUACCGUCAAGAUCUGUGGACAUUUGUGGACAUGACGAUAACCGACCUGCCGGUACGGAUGCUGUGCGACUGUGGUGAAGGCGCCCGACUCGUACAAGACGGUGAAGAGCCUAUGAUGUGCAUGGAUUUCAGGUUGUCGGUCAAGAUCCCCCUCCUGCAAUUAUUGAAAUCCUUGACCACGCUCAAUGAGGCGCCUCCAGAGUCCAAGAAUAUAACUCAGGCAGUUGCGGAGCCUCCAGAAUGCACCUGGGAGGAUGGAUUUGACCGUAUGCCCGGAUUCCAGGACUACGCUUCACAGGCCAUGUGGACUCCCUGUCCGGAGAUCUCGUGUCUCGAGGAUAAGGAGGGCUUGCAGGGAAUCGGCUUCAGCCCUCUUCCAGCACCUUGUCGCGUGGAGUUGACCCAUGCCAACCAGGAUGUGAAGUCGAGGACUUCCCCGUAUCCCAGCCACAGGUCGAUCCCGGAGCGGAGGGAUCGCGUUGAGACUCCAGAUCCCAAGGCUCAGGUGAUAACGCCCGGGCCGGUUUCGCCGUUGAAACCGAGAGGGCCUCCUUCCGGGGUUCAUCCGGACACCUGCCUGCAGACGUAGAGAGCCAAUGACCAAAGAUCGCGCGACGCGGCGCGACGCCAGACUCCUGCUUGAAUAUCUACUUGCAGUGCAUAGUCGCUUUAAGUUGCAACAGAG